Molecule: messenger RNA, 1551 nt
Organism: Aspergillus affinis
Lineage: Eukaryota; Fungi; Ascomycota; Eurotiomycetes; Eurotiales; Aspergillaceae
Exons: 1
Coding region: 1-1551 (516 amino acids)
Source: RefSeq, a predicted model, not a curated record
AUGUCCACAACCACAACACUCAUCGAAUGUUACCUUGACGAGAUCCCCGAAACUCACCCACUGAAAGCUCCGCCUGAAUUCUAUUUCUGGGGGCAAACCGGUGCAGUGGCCCCGAAUCCACUAUAUUCGCAGACAGAAUUCCAGAGUGAGCGUACAAUCCUUCCAGAUACAAGUCAGCAGAGCUGGGAGAAAGUUGUCAACUUUGCACUGAGCAAAGUCAAUGAAGUAUUCGAUCAUGUUUCGGGCAAUGCCAGCACCAAAACGACAGCAUUAAGGGAGCUAAGUCUGUCUCAAGAACUGCAAUCAUGGCGCGAAAGUGAACACCAAGCUGGUCGGAAGCUCCCUCACAAAGGCUAUGGACUCCGUCAAAUCCCUAAAUCUGUUAUCAACCUUAUGGGCGCCAAGAAUUGGGCCGCGCCUCUCCUCACCCGAGCAGCCUUUCACGGCUCUGGCCUUGCGAAUAUGCUAAUUGGGGCGUGGGAUGCUGAAACACUUUACAGCAAUUACUGCGUAGACCUGGUGUUCUACUAUGAGCAUGGCUAUCACAAGGCAUUCGCGGGGUUCGAAUCCCUAGUUCGCGACGCUACUACAAAUACUCGGGCGCAGAACACUUUGGGAGGCGCGGAGAGACGACUGGCUACGGAUAUUAUCAAGCAAUAUAUACGGCAGAAAGGUCAUGCCGAAGAGAGGAACAAAACGCACCUUACGAAACUGUCAGCCAAGCUCAAUCGGGACGAACUCCGAGCUGUGUCCCUAUGUGAAAGUAGUAUCUGCGGUCUAGCCGCCGAAGCUAUCAGUCGUGGAUUUGACCCCGGCGCUACAGCGUACCAGAUGAUCUUCAGCGCCCCUGGAACCGAUGUGGUUGAUGUGGGGUCGGACGUAUAUUCCUCCGAGCUGUUCAACAGUUUUCUCAACACGGACGACAUUACCAGCUCUAGUGUUAUCUCCAAGACAUCGUUGAGAAGGGUGUACGAUGCAUAUGCUCAUAUUGGGGCUACUAUUUUCACGAGAGAGUGGACGGAACCAGGCGCAAUUAUGUGUGCCAUGUUAUAUCCAUGGCAUAUCUUAAAUGAUCGGCACUACUUCUUGAGACGAGCAGUUCUGGGGUCAUCGCAAGUGCGGUCUCGGUUGAUCGAUCAAAGAUGCGCUACUUGGGAAGAAGCAUUCGACGAGAAUGGUCACACGACGAGAUUAAGCCGCCCACUCGAGAAUGCAUGCGAUGGAAAUAUAUACUGCGAUCAUUUCGAGGAAUUUCUGAGCUACUCUGAUCACAAAGCUCUGUUGAGAGAGCUUUGGUAUUAUUUGGUUGUCGCACCUGCGGAGUACAUGAGCCAAGGAAAAGUGGAUGAAACGAGGGAAUCGACUCUCAUUGAUGCAUUGGAAAUGGGCAUCGCAAAGGCAUAUUCCCGCGGAAUGAUACGUGAGCUUCGUUGGCUGAUGGCCCACGCAUCACAUCAUGCAUGGCAAAUCAAUUACCUCCUCGAGGCUGCCAUGUUUGGGAGUCUGCUAGAUGAUGGCCAGCUGGGUGGUAGAUUGGAUAGGUAUGAUUGA